AUGAAAAAUAAAGAAAUAUUUGUUUUUUUGGGGGGGUUUGAUGUAAACAAAGGAUUUAUUCUUACAGCCUUGUCACUGGGCCCUCGGUGUCUGAGCUGUAGCGGAGUACCCAUCCUAACAGAUUGUAACAAUAUUGUGGAGUGUGGAAAUGGAGAGGGAUGCUAUACACGGAAAGUUACUACAGACGUUGGGACUAUUGUGUACGAAGCGGGUUGCAUCAGUAUGCAAGUCUGUAAUAUUCUGAACAUUCUUGGAAAAAAUUCCGGAUUGGGAAAAAGAGACAUUACAAAUUGUUACGAAUGCUGUUCUGGCGGAAACCAAACCGAUGCCGGAAGUACUCCAUGUAAUACACACCUGUGUGGAAUAGGUGAUCGACCGGAAGAAAAAUGUUACCAGUGUGCAGAUGUUCUAGAUCCUUUAGAUUGCAGAACUACUGGGUACUGCAACCUGGACGAGCAAUGUUUUACAGAGAAGAAGACUGAUCACGCAACAGGAGAGGUUCGAUUUCACCUGGGAUGUCAGAAUAACAGGGUAUGCUCUUCACUAAGUCUCUACCCCUCUCUACCACACUCCGGCAGCUGUAACGAGUGCUGUGAUCAUGAUUACUGCAAUAUAGGACUUUGUGGUCUGGCUUUAUUGGGAAAACCUCACUUUAUAACGAAGCCGGAUAACUUCACAGUUGAUCCGGCCACAAGUGUCACACUUAGAUGUGCGGCGGAUCCAAAGACAAACGCUACCAUUAAAUGGUCUUUUGAACCGCUUGUGAAUGGUGUAUCAACUUCUCCAAAUGGUAUUACUCUCAGCAACCAACCCUCCUUGACAUUGUCAGCGGACGUGACAUCUUUUGGCACGUACACAUGCACUGCUACAAAUGUAAACGGUUUCAUAACAGCAAAAGGAUACAUUCAGCCGAAAUUUCAUAGCACAACAACUACAACAAUCAAGCCCACUACCACAACAACCACGCCCCCUACUACAACAACUACGCCCACUACCACAACAACCACGCCCACUACCACAACAACCACACCCACUACUACAACAACCACGCCCACUACUACAACAACUACGCCCACUACCACAACAACCACGCCCACUACUACAACAACCACGCCCACUACUACAACAACACCCACUACCACCACAACUAUGCCUACGACAUCUUGUCCACAUGGUUGUUGUGACAAAGACGCACGUUGUAGUGAUUUUACAUUUGUAUCUACGAUCUGUCUUGAUCCCUCUAGGGGACACCUUUGUGAGAAAACCUGUGGACUGUGCUCUCACACACCUGCACAUACAACAAAGCCCCCUUGUAUUGAUACAGAUCCGAGAUGUUCUGAUUUUAGUUUUGUGGCUGUUGCUUGUUUAGACAAUCAGCAAGCUAAGACUUGCCCAAAAGUAUGUGGAAUAUGCUAG
Messenger RNA from Saccostrea echinata, 1416 nucleotides. RefSeq names its product salivary glue protein Sgs-3-like. The transcript has 10 exons. Lineage: Eukaryota; Metazoa; Mollusca; Bivalvia; Ostreida; Ostreidae. The record is from RefSeq and is a predicted model, not a curated record. The coding region runs from base 1 to 1416 and encodes 471 amino acids.